ACCAUUCACUCGUCUGACUCGCCGCACUUCUACUUCGAUCGUCAAACAAAACGCGCGCAACCGACAAGACUCAAUUUUUUUUGUGAAGACUACAAUUUCGUGAUGGAGAAGGAGCAUCAACCGGACUCCAUGGCGACUAUCACCAUGAAACCGGAAUACCCACCCUCUGAAGUGUACAGCACGUCGGAACCGCCACCGGCGUAUCGUCAUCGGGUGUCAUCAUCUGUACAAAUAGCAAGGAUCGCAGCGCUAACGGUGGUGGCAGCUUCCUUCAUCCUCGGAGCAUUCAUCCUAGCAUCCAGCUGGGUAGCAGCCCGCGCCUCUUGUCACCAACUGGAGCAGCUCGAUGCUAUGCUCGACAAAGAACUCGCUCUGGAAGGUAGAGCGUACGGGAACGAUGGUCUGAUAGCGGAUGAGCCGUUGCCGGUGGGCAAUGCCCAUGCACUGCACGGCGUGCCUCCGCCCUCAGCAGCUCCGGUCUCGACGUCAUCCAGUCAACCAGUGCUCGGCGACAAUCAGGUCAAAGACGACGCACUUAACCACGCCGAGUCUAAGAUUGACGAAGACAAAUUACAGAAAAUUGACGAGGACAACACUAAGAAUGAGUCUCCGAACUCCAGCAGCGACGAGAGUUCGGCGGAGUCCGAUAGCUCUGCAGAGGAGGAGGACGAAUUCGAUUCUGCCGUGAGGCCGAUGCUCAAACUGCCUAUACAGUUUGAUCUGGAUGAGCUAGCUGGUGCAUUCCUCGCCAAUAACAAUCAGAAAGGUCGCAUGAAUUGUGUGGUGGAACGUCGUCGUGAGGAUCCUAUGGAGAAACGAUUCCCCUUCAACAUCCUUGGAGCCUUUGCACCACGCAGCGCUCAGGCUGAACGUAUCGCCAUCAUCUGCCACGGAGGAGACGAGCCAAGGCCUGUGAACAUGUUCCCGGAGCCACAGUCGCAAGUGUUCGCGUUCCCCUUGUCGGGUCCCGUGCGCCUCCCCCUGAGACCGCAAGCCGAACGCGCUCCUCCUCCGCCACAAGCUGCCGAACCCCGCAUGCCUCCAUUCAUGCCACUGGCUCACCGUCAAGCGCCGUUCCCGUUACCCAUGCCAUGGGACUCAUCUGAGGAGCAAAUGGGAGCACCUCGUGAGAUGCGCAUCCACGUACAACGGGUAAUCGCUAUCCCUGGACCUCAGAACAUGCCACCUCAGCCUGAAUCGCUGCCUCGUUUUAUGCCACCCAAUAUGCCUCCUCAGCCUGAGGCAGUUAACCGAUUCGUAUCGCCACCAGCAAUGCCCCAAGGUCCUGAACAGAAUGAGCAGCCCACAGUUCUCCACCAAUUCGUGCCCCAGACCGCGCCUACACAGGAAUUGGAACAACCGGAAAUGAAGAAGGUCUCGCUUGAAGGUACUCCGAUGCAGAUGCCGUGGAGCUUGAGUCCUCAAGAGCUCUUUGCAAUCAGACAGAACGUAGAAGAUACCGCUGCUACACAGCAUCGCGACCAACAGAUAGAUAAUGACAUGCAAGAGGUGAAAACAAUUAUGAACUCUCUGGCGGCGGCAGCCGAAGCCGAAGCGCAAGCCCAGGCCGAAGAACAACAACGACAAGACGAGCAGCGGCGUCAGGCUGAACAAGUGUCGCAGGAGGCCGAUGUCCCGCGCGCCCCUCGCACUUUACUUUUGCCACAAGAUGUGGAUGAGAGGCCACAUUUCAUGCAGCCCCGCUCCGUUCGCAGCGUGGACGCACUCUUGCACCGUGAGAAGCGCAUCAAGCGUUGCGCCUGUGACUGCGCUUAAACCAUAAGCGUUGUAGCGCUUUAGCUAUUUAGCUAACAGCGAUACUUCCGUCCAUAAUACAAACAACAUUUUUGUAAUUAAAAUACCUUUUUUGUUAAUAUCCAUACAUGUUAUAACGACUUCUUGCUAACAGUUCUCUGUAAAUAAAGUUGUUAAUUACUCCGCUUAGAAAUGUCGUUUUUAUUACCUAUCGGAAGCUAAGAAUUAUUUUGUAUUUUUAUUUGUUAAUUAAUAUUUUGUUUAAUUGUAGUUUGUAGUGGAGAAUAUCUAUUGAUUAAUCUUUUGGUUAAAUUGAGUCAUAAAAUACUUUUGAGUAAUUAUGACUUAACAUUUUUGUAGUUUCCUAUGAACAUAAAUUAAUAAAAAGAACCUAAAUUUAGGCGCAUUGUAAACUGUAGGUUGGUAGUGAAAAGUAGACAGAUGUAAUAUUCGUUUUAUAGAUUAUUAUUUUAUUCUAUAUUAUUCUAGAAAACAUUUUGCAUUUACUAUUGCACACUUACGUUUUGUAAAGCAAAUAAAUAAUGAUUUGACCGGUGAUAAUUACUUACUGUAAUCUAAAGCGAAAAUACAAAGAUAUUUUUAUUGUGAUCCUAAAUUAAAUGUUUAUUAUUAGUUUUA
Molecule: messenger RNA, 2394 nt
Organism: Achroia grisella
Lineage: Eukaryota; Metazoa; Arthropoda; Insecta; Lepidoptera; Pyralidae
Gene: Msr-110
Product: bromodomain-containing protein 4
Exons: 11
Coding region: 103-1776 (557 amino acids)
Source: RefSeq, a predicted model, not a curated record